Uncinocarpus reesii 1704 is the source of this 771-nucleotide messenger RNA. Its product is annotated as nucleolar essential protein 1. Gene Ontology annotation, molecular function: rRNA binding; rRNA (pseudouridine) methyltransferase activity. The record is from RefSeq and is a predicted model, not a curated record. The transcript is spliced from 3 exons. Bases 1 to 771 code for a protein of 256 amino acids. NCBI's taxonomy places the organism in Eukaryota, Fungi, Ascomycota, Eurotiomycetes, Onygenales, Onygenaceae. Gene Ontology annotation, biological process: rRNA base methylation. Gene Ontology annotation, cellular component: nucleolus; small-subunit processome.
AUGGCGUCCUCAGACAUGUCCAAGCGGAAGCGGCCCCGAACCCAGUCCUGCCCGCCUCCCGAACUCCCGCAGCUCGUCGCCGAACAGCACGUUCCGAUUUCAGCGCAGGACAAGGACACGAAACGGCUGAUCGUGGUCCUGUCGAACGCGAGUCUGGAAACCUACAAGGCCGGCGGAAAGGGCGUCAAUGGCAGAGAUGAUAAAUACUCGCUCCUGAACAGCGACGAACACAUUGGCGUGAUGAGGAAGAUGGGAAGGGACAUCAGCGAGGCCAGACCGGAUAUCACUCACCAGUGCCUCCUCACCCUUCUUGACUCGCCGAUCAACAAAGCCGGGAAACUCCAGAUUUACAUCCACACCGCCAAGGGUGUUUUGAUCGAAGUCAGCCCGACGGUGCGCAUUCCUCGCACAUUCAAGCGGUUCGCCGGGCUGAUGGUGCAAUUGCUCCAUCGGCUUUCAAUCCGCUCCACCAAUUCGCAGGAGAAGCUGCUCAAAGUGAUCAAGAAUCCCAUUACGGACCACCUGCCACCCAAUUGCCGCAAGGUCACGCUCAGCUUUGACGCGCCCGUGGUGCGGGUCAACGACUACAUCAGGACGCUGGGGCCCAAGGAAAGUAUCUGUGUGUUUGUGGGUGCCAUGGCCAAGGGCCGCGACGACUUUGCGGAUGCGUUCAAGGAUGAUGCUGUCAGUAUCAGCAAUUUCAGCCUGAGCGCCAGCGUGGCGUGUAGCAAGUUCUGCCACGCGGCAGAGGAUGCAUGGGGCAUCGUAUGA